UCACAGUUCAGCCACACCAUUGCAUUUGCGUAUAUGCGAGAAGAUGAAGAUGAAGAUGAUGAAAGAGGAAGACAAGAAGAAUAGCCAUGGAAGCCCAAAGCUCCCUCACGGGGACACCCCCUACGUCCGGGCAAAACACGCUCAGGUAGUCGAGAGAGAUGGAGGCGCCGCCAUAGCCCUGUUCUGGAAGGCGAUAAACCAAGGAGACAGUGGACAGUGCUCUGAAAGACAUGGCAGUGGUUAUGAAACAGGCGGGAAGGGGUGAAGAAGCCAUUGAAGCCAUCAACUCCUUCCGGGGCCGAUGUUCUCCCCACGCCCAGGAAUCUCUCGACAAUGUUCUUAUCGAUUUGUACAAGACGUGCGGGAGAUUAGAUGAUCAGAUUCAUCUGCUGAAGCGGAAGUUGCAGAUGAUUUGCCAGGGAGAAGCGUUCAAUGGAAAACCCACCAAGACCGCUUGCUCCCACGGGAAGAAAUUCCAAGUCACAGUCAAGCAGGAGACCACCAGGAUCCUGGUUAUAAUCUCAUCUUGGUUUUUUUUUUAAUCUUUUUGAGUAAUAUUAUGUUUGUUUUCUAUUCCAACGCAGGGGAACCUGGGGUGGGCAUACAUGCAGAAGAAGAACUAUGGAGCAGCUGAGGUUGUGUACCGCAAGGCGCAGGAGAUCGAAGCGGACUCCAACAAAGCCUGCAACCUGUGCCUCUGCCUUGUGAGACAAGGGAAAUGCAGUGAAGCACGAGCGAUUCUCCAAGGCGUUCUUCGUGGGGACCCCUACGGUUCCUCGGACCCCAAGACCGUGGCUCGCGCCAAAGAGCUUUUGCUGGAGACCGAGCAGUGUUUUGAGGCCGCUGUGAGAAACCCUUCGCCCACUUUCGCGCUUAGUUUUGUCGAAGAUGCUUUUGUUGAGGGUGUGGAUAAGAUGAUGAACCUAUUGAGGUCUAACACUAGUAGUAGUAGGAGACUUCCCAUUUUCGAAGAAAUCUCCCCUCAAAGAGAUCAACUGGCUUGUUGAUACUGUAUUAUUGAACCUUCAGUUUCU
Molecule: messenger RNA, 1034 nt
Organism: Cuscuta campestris
Lineage: Eukaryota; Viridiplantae; Streptophyta; Magnoliopsida; Solanales; Convolvulaceae
Source: the annotation of a GenBank genome assembly